This is a messenger RNA of Branchiostoma floridae (Florida lancelet), 1658 nucleotides long. Its product is annotated as charged multivesicular body protein 1a-like. Gene Ontology annotation, cellular component: multivesicular body; ESCRT III complex. NCBI's taxonomy places the organism in Eukaryota, Metazoa, Chordata, Leptocardii, Amphioxiformes, Branchiostomatidae. The record is from RefSeq and is a predicted model, not a curated record. The transcript is spliced from 8 exons. The coding region runs from base 169 to 774 and encodes 201 amino acids. Gene Ontology annotation, biological process: endosome transport via multivesicular body sorting pathway; late endosome to vacuole transport; protein transport.
UUCUGACCAUAGACGUCACUUCCGGAAACGAUCACUUCCGUGUUGUUUGUUAGUCAGGAACACCUGAAAUAUUUUCAGUGAUUUGACAACAGGUCUUAGAUUUGGGCUGCAUCCAGUGAGCAAUAUCAUUUCAUAGCUGCAUAAGCUGACACAGAUACUACAUUCACAAUGUCGAAGAUGGACGAAACCCUUUUCCAGCUCAGGUUUACUGCCAAGCAGCUGGACAGGUUGGCCAAGAAGUCAGAAAAAGAAGAAAAGCAGCAGAAAGCCAAAGUGAAGAAGGCCCUGCAGCAGAAGAAUGUGGAUGUAGCUAAGAUUUAUGCUGAGAAUGCCAUCAGGAAGCACAACGAAGGCCUGAACUACCUGCGGAUGUCGGCCAGGGUGGAUGGAGUGGCUUCCAGAGUACAGUCAGCUGUGGCAAUGAAGCAGGUUACCAAGGACAUGGGCCAUGUAACCAAGGCACUGGACAAGGCCAUGGGAUCCAUGGAUCUGCAGAAGGUAAGCCAGGUGAUGGAGAAGUUUGAAAAGCAGUUUGAAGACCUGGAUGUCCACACACAGACCCUGGAGAGUUCUAUGGGUACUGCUACUACACUGACAACCCCUCAGGACCAGGUCGAUGACCUCAUCAAGCAGGUGGCGGAGGAGAGUGGCCUGGAGGUCAUGAGUCAGCUGGAGGGGCUGGGGCCUGCUCAGGAGACCAUCGGAGCCAGCAGCUCAAAGACACAGACCCAGGAGGACCAGCUGUCCAGAAGGUUGCAGGCACUCCGGAACUAGAUCAAGUCAGUCGGUGUUGAAGAUACCAGCAUUUUUUAAAAGCUGAGAUUACUUGUAUAAAAUGAUAGCCUGGGGAUACAGUUAUAGUCAGUGGUAUGUACAGUUUGUCAUGUUACACAUGAUGCAAGCAAUAGCACAGAUAAAAUGCCCCCUAUACAAUGUAACUCCUGGAUAUAUGACUUUGCAAGGUACUAGUACAUUGUAUUAUAUAUCUGUGUACAGGUAGAUAAGGCAAUUACUCUACAGGUACAUGUAUAUUAAAGUAGAAACUCGAAGUACAUACACCCAGAAUUAAUUGGAAACUUUUUGUGCAUUGUAAAGGAUGUUUUGAAUAUUGCUUUAAUAUAGAAAAAAAAUCAGCAGCCAGAAAUGAGAAUUAUUCUGAACAGACCAAGGAACAAAUGUCAUAUACAUCCUCUUGUCAUGAUUGUUUUUGUAAAAUAGGUUUCAUAUAUAAAAUCAUAUUUACAUUGCUUGGUAUAUUUAAUGGUGUGGCUUGUUAAUUAUUUUUCAGGGGUCUUACGUUUGUGUGCUAUGGGAAUAAGUAUACUUCUUGACUUCUUAUUUGUCUUUCAAAAUAUACAUGUUUAACAGUAAGGAAUGACACAGAGGGGUUGUUUCUCCUUUUUAAAUUGUUUGGAUUACCACAGUAGCUGAAGGGAUGGAUGGUAUGAGGACCUGUUCUAUUAUACUGUGCACACCUGUUCAACCUUAACUCAAACUUAUCAGUACCAACUAAGGCAGUUUGAGUUACCCAAAACUUACACACAUUAUUCACUUAUGAUCUGUAAGCUUUACGAAUCAUAGAAAUUAGAUAUCAAAUGAAAACAGUCAUAAUUGUACGCAUAUGUUUGGACUACAAAUAAAGAAAAGGUUUUAAACUU